Messenger RNA from Prunus armeniaca (apricot), 657 nucleotides. The record is from the annotation of a GenBank genome assembly. NCBI's taxonomy places the organism in Eukaryota, Viridiplantae, Streptophyta, Magnoliopsida, Rosales, Rosaceae.
AUGUCUGCUUCUACUUUCUUUGUGAACUUCAACUCUAGGAGACUUCUCCUACACAACCCACUUUACCAACCACCAAACACAGCCUCCUCCCCAAUCUCCUCCACAAACCCACAUGACCCAACAGAUCAAUACCCUGGUGACAACAGCUUUGAUGCAAAUGUUGUUAUGGUCCUUUCAGUCCUCUUGUGUGCCCUAAUUUGCUCACUUGGCCUAAACUCCAUCAUCAAGUGUGCUUUGAGAUGCUCAAGCUUUGUAGAGUCCAGAAGCAGCAGCAGCAGCAACACCUCCGCUAGGUUAGCCAACACAGGAGUGAAGAAAAAAGCCCUAAAAACUUUCCCAACAGUGAGUUACUCAGCUGACCUAAAUCUGCCUGGGCUGGACACGGAGUGUGUGAUCUGUCUUUCGGAUUUUACAGCCGGUGAGCGUGUUCGGCUUCUUCCCAAGUGCAACCAUGGCUUCCAUGUCCGCUGCAUUGAUAAGUGGCUGAGCUCACACUCCUCUUGCCCUAAAUGCAGGCACAACUUGAUCGAGACAUGUCAAAAAAUUGUGGGUUUCACCCCAGCUAGCUCCUUAGUCCCACCAGUGCAAGAAACCAUUGUAAGCAUUGUGCCCCUCGAGCCUGAAGGUUUGGUACGCAAUUAUAGGGGAAUUAGCUAG